UUCUCUGCCUCCUCGCCUGGGUGUUCUGCUGACGGACUGGGACAUCUGCCCAAAGGGGCAAGCGGCGGCGGCGGGAGCUUGCCCUCUUGGGGGCUGAAGUUCCUCUAGCGGCUUGAUUAAAAUAUUUCAAGCCUAAUGGCUUCUGGCAUAAACAAGAUUAAUCAGUGCGGGACUUGCAAUGGUUCUAAAGCCGCUCGCAGCGGCUCGGCAGAGGAAUGCAAUCAGGAAAUGCACAUGAAAAUGUGCAAGAAGAUUGCCCAGCUCACUAAGGUGAUAUAUGCCCUGAACACCAAGAAUGAUGAAUAUGAGGCUAGUAUACAGGCUCUGAGAGAGGCUCAUGAGGAAGAAAUUCAGCACAUUCUUGCUGAGACAAGGGAAACGAUUCUCCAGUGUAAAAGCAAAGUUGAAGAAGAACAAUUGCUGAGAAAACGUAUUCAAGCCCUUGAAAUUGCAGUGGAACAACACAAGAGACUAAAGGAAGAAGCCUUAGCAGAGUUAACAUUGUGCAAGAAGCAGGUGGAAGAGAGGGAGCUGAGAACAGAAGUGAAACAAACACAGAUAGUCCUUUCUCCAGACAUGGCAGCUACCCAUGCAGACUUUAGAAACAAACUUCUACAUUUAAAUCAGGAGUCUGAUGGACUGCUAAAUGAAUGCAAAGCAUCUAAGAGAGCAAAUUUAGAUAAAAAAGUAAUUUUAAAUGAAAAACAUAGUGUAGAAAGACAAGCUCUAAUAAAGGAGAUGGAAAACCUGAAGAGUGAGAGCCAGAGACCAACUGGAGAAUAUAAUCAGAAAACAAGCAAACUGCAAAGCUCUUAUGAGAGAGAUAAAGACUAUUUGAAAAAUGCUAUGCAGCAACCUGUGGUAGAAACAAGGAAGAAUUGUCAGCAAAGAGAAAUUGAGCAAAGGAAGAGCUCAGAGGCUGAGGAAGGUUUUUUACUGCAGCAGGUGAAGAAACUGGAGGCUGAUCUAGAGGAGAAAAGCCAGAAGAUAAAUGAGAGAAAAAAGCAUUCCCAGAAGCUGAAGGAUAGAAUACAGGAUCUCCAGACCCAGCUAGAGGAAUUUAAAAGAAAAUCUGAGUGUGAACUAAAGCAACUAGAGAAAGAGAAAGAAGUCCUAACAGACAAACUCCAAAACUCUUCAUCUGAGGUGGUGCAUCUGAAACAAAUAUUAGAUCAACAAGCAAAUAAUUUCAAGGAGUCACUGAAGAAACAUAAUCUACAGUCCAACAAAGAAAAAGAGAAGCUUUUGCAGGAUCUUCAGAACACCAUUAAAGAAAACCAGAAUGUUAAACUGCAGCUGGAGGAAUCACAUCAAAAAGUCUUAAAAAUGUUGGAGAAAAGCAAAAACCAGGAACUCAAGGAGGCAGAAGAACGUUUGAAAAAGGAAUUUAAUGAAACUUUCAAGAUCCAACAUCAGUCUCAUAGGCUGGAAAUACAAUCCUUGGAAGAGAAAGCAAAGAAAGAAUUACAUGAUGAACUCGAGCAGAUACAGAAGCAGCAAACCCUGUUGCUAGGAUCUCUAAGAAUGGAACUCUGUGAGCAACAGACAGUGUGCACUGAUCUCAAGAAACAAUUAGAAGAACUCCAAAUGGAGCUGAGGAGUGUGAGGACACUGAAGAAGCAACAGGAAGGAAGCAGCCAGAACCAGAUCAGAUCUCUUCAUGAUGAACUGGAAAAGUGUCAGAGUGAAAUUUCUGAACUCAAGAAAGAGAAUUUACUUUUGAAGAACACAAUGGAGCUACUCAGUUCUGAGUUGGAGUCGCAGAAGCAAGAAGCUGCACAGCUUCAGGAUAGGGAGAAACAGCACAGAAGACUUAAAGAAUUAGAAGAAAAGUCAAGAAAGUGGGAGUCUACAUCAGAAGAUACAGACCUUAUAAACUGUCUGCAAGGCAAAUUAAAUGAGAGAGAAGAGAUUAUCAAGCAGCUAGUGGAAGGAAGAAAAUGUCAACAUUCACUUCUAGCCAACACCGAAUCUCACAGGAAUCGAUCAUUUUCUUUCAAUCCUAAUACAGGAUGCUUGACUCCUGCCAUGAAGCAACAGAAGAAAACGGUUGAAGCGCCCAGUCGAGUUGUCAGUGUUCCGAAUUUAGCUUCCUACGCAAAGAGCCUGUUGAGCUGUGACUUGAGAUCAAAAAGAAGUGCUCCUCAAAUAACAAAAUCUACAAGCUUAGACCGGAGUCCUGGCUGCCUCAGGGUGAGCUCUCCAUCAGCAGAGUCCUCAGGCAACAGUGCUGCCACAAGGACACAUGGCGAUGAACCACCACAAAACAAAGAUGACCAAAGCCAAGACCCACAGCAUCAAGAAUGGUUUACUAAAUAUUUUUCAUUUUAAAGCAGAGCAUUUCCAUACUUCUCAGAAUUACUAGAAAAGCUGUUCCUGAGGUUUUUUUUGGGAAUGUUAAACUGAGAUAUGAUUUAGGAAAAAGAAAAGUAAUUUCUAAGUAAAUAAUUAGGAACAAUUACACUCUCUUGUAGAAUCUAGGAACUAUGGAGUUAUAGGCAUGGAUUUCAGAAAAAUGAGGUUUUUUAUCAAAUUGUAAAUAAUAAAGCAAAAUUCUGGGUAAUGUUAUGUGAAGAGACUUUUUAACCAAGAGACUGUAGCACUUCACAAUUCCAUUCAAAAUUCAAGUUGAUCUGUGAUACAUCCUGUUAAUCUGCCUCCAGCUGAAAAAAGAUCUGACUUCUGUUGGUGAUUUCUGAUUUGCUUCAUCGUCUGUUUAUUUCUGCGUAUAACAAUAAUGUAAUUUUCAAAGUUUUUAAUAUGUUUUUGUUAAACUCGGUUUAAGCUGUAGAGCAUGCAAUAUACCUCCAAGGACAGCAUGUUUAUAGCAGGCUGGUUCAAAAAUCAUGUCUGGUUUGUGUAACAAACUGUUCUGUAUAGUCAGCAUUGCAACGCAAUAUUCCUGUUGCACUUAAGUACAUGUGUCAGCCUGAUGAAUUAGGGUAAUAUGUAAGUA
Colius striatus (speckled mousebird) is the source of this 2956-nucleotide messenger RNA. It is a transcript of the gene FAM184B, whose product is annotated as family with sequence similarity 184 member B. The transcript has 11 exons. NCBI's taxonomy places the organism in Eukaryota, Metazoa, Chordata, Aves, Coliiformes, Coliidae. Bases 136 to 2331 code for a protein of 731 amino acids. The record is from RefSeq and is a predicted model, not a curated record.